Xiphophorus hellerii (green swordtail) is the source of this 3297-nucleotide messenger RNA. RefSeq names its product prolactin regulatory element binding (gene preb). The record is from RefSeq and is a predicted model, not a curated record. The transcript is spliced from 10 exons. Gene Ontology annotation, molecular function: guanyl-nucleotide exchange factor activity; protein binding. NCBI's taxonomy places the organism in Eukaryota, Metazoa, Chordata, Actinopteri, Cyprinodontiformes, Poeciliidae. Gene Ontology annotation, cellular component: endoplasmic reticulum membrane. Gene Ontology annotation, biological process: endoplasmic reticulum to Golgi vesicle-mediated transport. The coding region runs from base 209 to 1495 and encodes 428 amino acids.
AAGAAGAAAAAGAAGGAAGAAGAAGAACUUCUUGUUGACGUGUAGGUUGGAAAGUGUAGCUUUAGCAUGUAUCAAAGUGUACUCUUGUUAUUAAUUAUUCAAAAAUGAAUUCGUUCGGUUUAUUGCAAAGGUUUUUAACAAAACGCUACUCAAGAUAAACUGGAAAAACUGCAAAGGUGUGGUGAAAUAAGGACGUCUGUAAUAAACUAUGGGGAAGAAGAAGAUGCUGGAUCUGUAUAGAGCCCCAUUUCCACUGUACACCGUCAAAGUGGAUGCCACUACAGGGCUUGUGAUAACAGCUGGAGGAGGGGGUCCCUCAAAAACAGGAAUAAAAAAUGCUGUACAUUUCCUGGAUGUGCAGAUGGUUGGAAAAAAUCAGUACAGCUCCAGUCUUCUUCACUCUCAUGAUACGGACACACGCGCCACUAUAAACAUGGCUGUUGGUGAUGGUGUGAUUGCUGCUGGACAGGAUGGCACAUGCAGCCUCAUGAAGUUUAAACUCUGCCAGCAGAAAGAAGAAAAUGCUACGCAUAGAGAUGGUAACACCCUUGAACUUAGCAAUGCCAGACGGAGAUGUGGGAAAGCUGGCAAAGGUAAUCUCGAGAACCGUUCUACUACUGGAGACAUGUCUGAUACAAGGAAUGAGACUGUUCAGAUCACAGUGACCAAUAUAGCUGAAGUGCUGUCAGACCUAAACCCACAUGACCCUCUUCAGAAAGUUGUUAGGUUCAGUCCUGACAUGAACCUUCUGCUGACCGGAGGCACCGAUGGAUACAUCAGAGUUUGGGAGUUUCCAUCCCUUGAGAAAAAGUUUGACUUUAAAGCACAUGAAAAGGAGAUUGAAGACUUGGAUAUGAGUACAAUAAGCAAGCAACUUGUGACUGUGGGGCGAGACUUUGUCUGCAAUGUUUGGAGUGACAACCAACUGGUCACAAGUCUGAACUGGCUUGAAACCAUGCCUCAAAUUGCUGAAAAGACCUAUAGAUAUAUGGCCUGCAGGUUUGGAAAUGGUGAAGAUGAGAAAGAUGCCAUAAGGCUUUACACAGUGCAAAUCCCUCAUAAACGAGACAAAAAACCUCCUCCGUGCUAUAUCACCAAGUGGGACGGCAAGAUCUUACUUCCAAUGUUAACAUCUCCCUGUGGUACUGAAGUUAUCUCCUGUCUGGCUGUGAGUGACUCUGGGAGGUUUCUUGGUCUUGGAACAGUAACUGGAUCAGUAGCAGUUCAUAUUGCUUUUUCUCUACAGAAGCUGUACUAUGUUCAUGAGUCACAUGGCAUUGUUGUGACAGAUGUAGUCUUUCUGCCCAACUUGAUGAAAGGCCAAAAUAUCAAAGGGAACAACAAAGCAGCAUUGCUGAGUGUAGCUGUGGAUAGUCGAUGUCAAGUACAUACUGUCACCAAAGAAAGGCCUAUCCCUCCCUGGCUUUUCUUCUGUGGGCUCGUCAUCGUGGGAGUGCUCUUAAUUUUGCAGUACCUUUUUCCAGUGUUGCUCUAAAUGAUGCAUAAACCUCUGACAAAUUGUCAGCAUUAGCAACUACUGGUUUAACAGUUUUCAAUAUGGAUCAAACCCAAACAACUGUAUAUUAAGUAAAUUGUUUGUUCUGUGAAUACGGUUCAGAUUCACUUUACUCUUUGAGAAACAGGCUUUAUGAAUGGGUUCAUGUAAAUGUAGAAUUUGUACAAAAUGUAAAGGAAUUAUUUCCACAUCUUUGUAGGAACACACACACAAUAACCACUAUUCGAAUGUUUUCCAUUAUUGUAGAGAUUUUGAGAGGAGAAAUAUCUUUAUUAGAUGGGCCAACUUAGAAAUUAAGUAAUAACUUUAAGGUUUAGUUGUAAAUAUACUGUGUCUUUGAAUAAUUAGUAUGUACCGAAAAUAGCAGAUUUGAAUUAAGUUGAUGUGACCACAGACCGUUUUAUUAAAAACAUUAUUGAUUGUAUCAAACACAUAUGUUGAUAUACAAUCAUAUGUGUUUCAGUAAUCCCCAUAUUGGUGUUUUAUUUUAAUUUUUAAUUUUUUUAAAGAUUAAAUAAAAGAAUCAGAGGCACAAAAUUAUUUCUAUAUAAUUCUUCUUCCAAUCCUCCUGAUUCUUGUAGUAUUUUUCACAUCUUCAGUAAUUCGUUUGAUUCACAAGAGAUUUGUGGACAAUGUUGACCACAAGAUGGGGAAAAUGAAAGGGACAAGACCUAGAAACUUCGACUGACCAGUGGUUGGGAAAUUGUAUUCAAACAUAUGUUGACUUUUCUCAACAUACAGUAGCUUCUUUUUUACAAUUAGCCUGAUUUAAAAAGCAUUUUUUCAAAAUUCAAAACUCAAAAAUACUUUAUUAAUCCCAAAGGAAAAUUAAAUGUUGUUGUAGCUCAUUAAUUUAGAUUCUUUCUACAAAGUUAUUCAAGAUAGUGAUCGCUGUUGGCAAGAAAGAUCUUCUGCAACGCUCUGUACUGCACUGAAUCUGAAGAACAGGACCAGAACUGAACCAGCCUUCUUUAUCAAGCUGUUGAGCCCAAUUAAGAUGGCUGAACCACAAUGUUUAGAAUUUAAUUGAGUGGUAGACCUGUGACACCAAACCUCUCUGUAAUAUGGGAAUGCCUUUCAUGCAAAUAUGUGUUUCCUGUAAGAAUAUUACCUCUGAUUUCAGUUUAUUCAUAUGAGAACACUGUUGCGUAGAAAAAGCUUCUGCAAUUGUAACGAGGCUCAGAUGUUUUCACUAAACAUUUUCUGUUCAGUUUUUAUUGAACAAAAAACAGCAAAAAUUGAAUAACAGCAACAGCCGUUUGUAUCCUAAUUUCCUGUUUGAAUUGUGAUGCGUUUGGUUUGAAGCGAAAAUUUCUUAACUCCUCAGCGCAAAGGCAGCGGAUAAAACACCAAUAUCAAAACAGGACAGGUUAUAAAGAAGACAACCUCAUAAAAUGUAUCUUAUUGGCAGCUCGCUUAAUAAAGACAAAAGGAAUAUUUAUCAUGUAAGCAUUUGUUUACAAUAUUGUGUGAAUUAAACUGCAUUUGUUUAGUUGCAAAUUUUAACUUAAAAUAACUUUUACAAAUUAAUUUUAGUUUUGGCAUAUAACUAAAGUAUGUGAAGUAUACUUUAGUUAUACUUCAGUGGCUUGACUUGAUUACAAUAUUUUUGUUUAUGACCAAUUUUUCGAAUACCCUCAACUCUGCAAUAGUCUAUUAAAGGCCUUUCUGCCAAACAGCGGUGUUCAGAAACACAAUUGAAUGGUGAAAGAGCCAAUGUGGGUCAUUCUGAAAUGGAUAAUGGUAGUUUCUACCAUCAUAAUAUUAAAAUAAUAAAAGUA